GUGAGUGAAAGGAAGGCUCGCGGCUUCACAGUGAGGACGAGGAUAUGAGACGACGCAACUUGCCCAAGGAAGAAAUCUGUGCGGAAUGCACCGUGGCUGGUGAGACGUGGCACCGGCGCGCGUGGUGAGGGGGUGGAAGAGGUGGCACCAGCGCGAGGGGGCACCCAGCUGGCACCCAGAGAUAAACAAUAACACGGGAGAGGAGCAUGUCGGAGGAGACGACUCUACCCCAUUUUUUCUCAGAGCUCUCUCCUCUAUACCCCAACGUCACUCAAGAUGGCAAAAUUGACACGGUGCAAUUUCUCGAGGCCUCGAAAUCCUUCAUCCAGAUGUAUGAUCUACUUGGGACGACAUUUUAUAUUGUGAAAAAGGAUAUGUCAGGCAACAUAGAGAAGCUUUAUAAGACAUACAACAAGGCCCCAGAGAAGUAUAAGUAUCUCAAUGAUCUCAUUUUUGAAGAGCGAAAUGACCCUAACAUAUUUGCAGUAGAUGCUCUGCUUUGGCUCAAAAGAGCCUUGGAAUUCACAGUGCUGUUCAUAAACGGAAUCUGUGAGGAGGAAGACAAGGGCAUGCGGUCAGAGAAACUUGAUCACCUGGCCACUGAGGCAUACAAUCAAACCCUGAAACAUUUCCACAAGUGGCUAGUACAAAAUUUGUUCAAGAUGGUGGUAAAAUCAGUCCCAUAUAGAUCAGACCUGGUUAAAUCUAUGUACUUUGGGAAAACUGGCUCAGAGAAAACACUCUAUAAGGACCUUCUUGCUUAUAUUAAACAAUUGGAAACCAAUUUAAAAGUAAUAGUACAAAUGUAUGAUGAAUGGGGCCUUGAUAGUGACAAGAAGGUAUAAUUAUGGAUGACCCAAGACGUAUGUAAAUAUAUUAUGCCUUGGGAACAUCAGUUUUGGAUACUCUUUAAUUUUUUGUGUGCAUCUACACACACACACACAAGUAUACAUAUGUACACACAAAUGAACCUGCCAAGGUUGACCUGAAAGUCACUCAGAGAAAAUCAGAUGCUCUAGAGAUAGACAUUAAAAGUACAGUACCUCUAGGAGCCAGCGAUUACUGUGUCCUGAUGCUCGACUAAUUAUUGGAAUAGUUCAGAAUACUUUACUUCAUAUAUGUAAGUUCAGCUUUAGAGUGCAGUGCUAGUGUGGAGCCACAUUUUUAGAUCACAAAAGCUUGGAAAUGUUCAGGGUAUACCACAAAGGUUUUCGCAUAAAUAUAUCACAUAAGCUUCGGUGUAAGCCUAGUAUUUUACAGCAAAAUUUUGUCCAAGAAUUAUAAGUGUUGAACUUUGGGCAAGAGAGUUAAAUUUCUCAUUGUAGUAAAGACUCGGGUUUUGUGUUCAAUCACGUGUGGACAAAGAUGAACUGUUCACAGGGGUCGGACCAGGAUGAUGGGGAACACAUGAAAACUGAAGAGGUCAAGGGUCCAAAGUUAUGCAAAAAAAGUCUUCAGUGGAAGGGGAGAGUAAAAUACAUUUGGAGAGGAAGUAAUGUAGGGGAAAACCUCAUACACAAAUUCAAAUGUUAAUAUGCCAAAGCUCAUAGGAUUUGAGAGUCAUCCCCAAGUUCAUUCAGGGUUACGAGGCAGCUUAUGCCUUUCGAACUCACAUAUGGGAAAACAAACAAACACACACACACACACACACUCUGGUUUAUUUCUGUAAAGAAAAAAUGUUUAUGACCAAUUUAAUUUUGUUAAUUUCUGUACAUGCUGUACAUAAGAGUAUCACAUUAAUAAGUCCUCAUUAUUGAUGAGUGCAUAAUAUUUUUGUUAUAAUCAAUUAUUAUAUUUUCCAGUAUUCCUGCGCACUUAAUUACAGUUCAUUAAGUGUUGUGAAAAAUGUUUCUAAUUACUAUUAAUGUGAUCUUUUGUGUACAAAAUUUUAUCUAAAUAUUUUAUCUUUAAAAUCUACUACUGAGAUACCCAUAUAAAUUCACAAUUUAUUUGAUAAUAAUAAUUAAUAAAAAUAAAAAUAAUGAUAUUUAUUUAGAAGAGUGUGCGUACAAAGAACAUAAAAGGAAGGGACAAUUGUAGACAUAGGUGUUGCACAAACUAAUGAAGCCACUGUUCCGCAAAGCCUGACUCCGUCACAAGGCUGACUAAAUAUACAGUAUAUGCUAGGGAUUUUCUCAUCUCUGCAGUAAAUAUAUAUUGAGUGGUGACUACACAUUCGAGACACAUGCAGCAGUUGUACCAUGCACUUGGAAAAUUUCCCUCUAUCAUAUUUACAUAUUGCAGUACACAUAUUGAAAAGAUUGCAUGACAAAAUAUUUCUAGCAGUGAGGCAGUAGCUUACUGAGGCAUUAUAUGCAAAUCAAAACUUUGCAUAGUGCAAAUACCUCAUGAAAAUUAUACAUUUUGUAAUAACUUUUAUUUAUACCAUAAAUAUUUAGUAACACAGUACAUGUCCAUGAAUAUAGUACAGUAUAUUGUUGUUGUUGUUGUUGUUAUAAAUUCAGCUACUAGGAACAAAAGUUCCAAGUAGCAUGGCCUAUGGUGAGCCCAUAGUGGACUUGCACACACAUACAGUAUGGUACUGUACUUUCAUUAGAUAAUAAUCUGUGGUGUAUAGUAGUGGUUAACACAUUCACCCACUCGACUUGUAAACGAAAAUGCCCCAGAUCCAAAUUCUGGUCAGGGUGGGAUGACUGGGCACUGUUCCUUCAAUGUUUGCUCUUGUGCACUCACAAGUAAUUAGGGAUAUAUCCGUAUGUAAGAAAAUAUUGCUGAUCAUAUUUGGUGGAAAAUAGAGCGCUCAAUAAUGUAACCAGUACUAAGAUCUAUGCACCAGUAAAAAAAAUUAGCACACUAAUAGAUUAUGAUUACAAUAGUGUGUGGCGCUAGAAGUGGAGCUGAUCUCUGUAGAAAUUUAAAUUUGUUACUGGCUCUACCAUAUUUAUCUAUUGAAUAGGGAUGAGAUUUCACACAAUGAAAAUGAUGAAACACUAGAUAACUGAUCCAAGGGAACAGAAUAACUAAAUGGCUAGGGUAUGGGGGGAACCAAUCUCAUUGUCCGCUUAGCCAGCAAGGAGUGAGAGAGCAACCUUCUAGAUACAAUACCAGAAAAUGAAAAUAAACAUUCAUGAAUAUACAGUACUUAUGAUUUAUAUAUACAGUAGUGUACUUUCAAAACUAUUGUAAACAAUGAUUUAGUAAGAAGUAACUAGGAAUUGAAAAAUAUGAAGACCUUUUAAUAAUUAAAUUUUAUUAUACAUUCUAAGAAUUAGCUUGUGGGAGGAUAGGUUAUUUUCUGUAUUGCAGAAAGGCAUAACCUUUUUUAGUGUAUUGUAGGAGAUUAAUCAAGAAGGGUAAAGUGAGUGUUCAAAUACUACCAAUUACAUAUUACUGGUAAUAUAAUUUCAGACAUUUAGCUGUUAAUUUAUUUUAUUUUUGAUAAACUUUUGUUAUUAAAACAAAGUUCAGUGUGAUAGUUUGGUAUGUCUUACUCUUGGCAUGUGAAGGCACUCACAAAUGUUUCAACAAACAUGUGAGGUCUUGCUGCAGUCUUUAACACUUGAAUGAGCUUUGGAAGAUUGUGUGCUCAGUGCAUUUGAUAGGGGAAGUAACUUACAGUAUAUGAAUGAUCCUCAUUUGAUAUGGGGACAGUUUACAUGAACAAGUCACCUUUGAUAUGGGAAAUAGUUACUAUUUCAUAAAGGAAGCAGCUGAUUUAAUGUGACAGUGUUACAUUACAUUCAAAGUUUUUCUUGAGAUUACAUUAGUAUCAGACUAGUUUGCAUGAUGACUGGGAGCAACUGUUACCUGCUCUUGCUCCAUAAUAGACCUGUGUGCAAACUCUGGUUAUACAAGUUUGAUACUGUGGAUAAAGCAGUGCCAUGACAGUACCCAAUCAUGACUACUUCACCAAGGUAGGAGAAACAAUUUUGUUAUUACUGUAUAUAAUAUUAAUAUUUAUAUCUGGUAGGGUCACCUCAAUUGCUCUCCAAGUUCAGGACUGGUCUGGCCAAGCCUUAAAAUGAUGCACCAGACUUCUGAAACCAGCCCCUGCCCACUGAGAGCCAAGAGCAGAAUCUGACUUUACUCUUUAUGAGGUGAGAGUAGCUUGAGGAUCAGAGAUGAACCUUAAACUAGGAACAAAAAUAAAAAUGGGACAGUAUAACUGCAAUCACACAAGCAACAGCUUGAAGAAAAUUUGGUUCCCACAAAUAAUGAACUAAAUGACUGCUUCUUUGGUGUGAACAACUUGACUAAUAUGCACCUGACCAUGUAAUAGUCCAGGUCACCUGAGGUCCCGAGCCUGCCCCUUUGCUCGCUUACUUGAUCACAGCAUUAGGAGCAUGCUUAACUCUUCAACUGUGCAUAUCAACCAGAGUGGUUUGAUCUGUGGUGGUCAUGUGUACCCGGGUCGUUUGAUCGGCAGUGCACAUGCCAAUCAGGGUAGUAUUUAGGUCCAGAGUAAGUUUUGAAGCUCUCAUGGGUACAUAGGGCUCACAUCUGCUUGCUCAGACCUCUAGUGAACAGAUGCCAUCUUGAAAGAAAAAAGUGGUACCCCCUCCAAGGCAUAAGGGUCUUGGUACUAAUAUAGCAAACAUGAGUUUGCUAUAGUCUUUAAUUAAAGAGUUUCAAAUAAAGAUAUGAUAGAGCCCAAUAGGUUCGGGUAUUGGUGAUUAUUGUGCAAGCUAUAUAUACUGUAUAAUAUCCAUAAGAAGAUAAAUCGAUCUAAUGUUUCAGUAAGGGAAGUCAGAUUGAGGAAGUGGGGGGGGGGAGGAAGGAUUGCUCACCUAGUUGUACUAACCUAGUUGUUCUUGUGGGGGUUGAGCUUUGGCUCUUUGGUCCCACGUCUCGACCAUCAAUCAACUGGUGUACAGAUUCCCGAA
Molecule: messenger RNA, 4844 nt
Organism: Procambarus clarkii (red swamp crayfish)
Lineage: Eukaryota; Metazoa; Arthropoda; Malacostraca; Decapoda; Cambaridae
Product: glycolipid transfer protein
Biological process (GO): intermembrane lipid transfer
Cellular component (GO): cytoplasm
Molecular function (GO): lipid transfer activity
Source: RefSeq, a predicted model, not a curated record